This is a messenger RNA of Belonocnema kinseyi, 2642 nucleotides long. Its product is annotated as sodium-dependent dopamine transporter-like. The coding region runs from base 1 to 867 and encodes 288 amino acids. NCBI's taxonomy places the organism in Eukaryota, Metazoa, Arthropoda, Insecta, Hymenoptera, Cynipidae. Gene Ontology annotation, molecular function: dopamine:sodium symporter activity. The transcript is spliced from 5 exons. Gene Ontology annotation, cellular component: neuronal cell body membrane; presynaptic membrane; neuron projection. The record is from RefSeq and is a predicted model, not a curated record. Gene Ontology annotation, biological process: dopamine uptake involved in synaptic transmission; sodium ion transmembrane transport.
AUGGCUCACGCAAGUGGAAAAUCCAUUCAGGAAGUGGCGACUGAAGGACCGGGAUUGGUUUUUGUUGUUUAUCCGGCUGCAAUUGCGACAAUGCCUGGUUCCAUGUUCUGGGCUCUGAUAUUCUUUAUGAUGUUGCUUACGUUGGGUCUUGAUAGUUCCUUUGGAGGAUCCGAGGCCAUCAUAACUGCCCUCAGUGAUGAAUUUCCAAUAAUUGGCAACAAUCGGGAAAUAUUCGUUGCUUGCCUCUUUACUUUAUACUUCCUCGUUGGACUUGCUUCUUGCUCGCAGGGUGGCUUCUACUUCUUCCAUCUUUUGGAUCGCUAUGCUGCUGGCUAUUCGAUGUUAUUCGCCGUUUUAGCGGAAGCAAUCGCUGUGAGUUGGAUUUACGGUACAGAACGAUUUUGUGAUGAUAUCAAAGAUAUGAUUGGCUUUGCACCAGGUAUCUAUUGGAGAGUGUGUUGGAAAUUUGUAGCGCCAAUUUUCAUUAUUUUCAUAAUCGUUUAUGGCUUGAUGGGCUACGAACCAUUAUCAUACGAGGAUUACGUUUAUCCACUCUGGGCCAACAUUUUGGGAUGGUUUAUAGCUUCUUCCUCAGUAGCCAUGAUACCUGGUGUUGCUAUAUAUAAAAUUAUCGUCACUCCUGGUACUUUCUGUCAACGAAUAAAAAUUCUCACAACUCCAUGGAGAGAUACCCAACAAAGAGUGCCUCUUGCCGCCGUUGCUAAUGGAUCAAUACGGCGAAGUUUCAAAAAUGAUGAGGAUUUCGAAGGUAACAAAGGUCAACAAGAAAUAACGAAAGAACAAUUGGAAGUCAUGAUUCCUCCUUCCCAGAACGGCAGCGGGGAUCCACCACCCGAGCCCGUUUAGGAUUCCACAAUAGUCGUUUUGCAUGGAACUCGGUUCCACGUUUAUCUCUGUUAAUUACCUUUUCGAACAAGGGUUAACAAUUACAAAACUUUCUUUUUGAUUUAUAAGGCAUAGUUUAAAAAGUACAUCCACGGCCUUUGUUCAUGGGAAAAACAGCAUUUGAUUUAAAUUGGCGAUACCAAAGUAACAAGUCGAAACUAUUUAGUUUCUGGAUUCUAAUAUGAAAGCAGAUCUUAGAACAGAUUUUGUUAUUUUAACAUCAAAAUCGGUGUUGCAAUGAUACAAUGUUUUUUCCUGUGGAAAAAUCGAAGAGAUGGUGUCAACUUUAUCGUGAUAGUAUUUGAAAAACUAUAGGUGGAAAUUCGAAAAAAGACAUUCAAGGGGCAAAUAAGAGAAUUAGAAUUCGUAGAAAUUGAUUUGAGAAAUGUUUAAACGACCCCCAACCUGCAUAAGAGACACCAUUAAAUAUAAUGUUUAAGAAACUGAUUAUUACGCGAUUAAUUGGCUUUUAACAUUUUUACAACUAUAUUUAAUUGAGCAGAACCAUCUUAAAUUUUAAAAAGCGCGAAAAGUUUAACGAUGAAGUAUUUCACCCACUUGUAGAAAAAAUAAAUCAAGUCGAAUAUACAUAAAAACAUUGCGUCAUGAAAACUCAAAUUUUCUUUGAACAAGGUUAAUAUAAUUCACUUUCAUUACAUACACAAUACAAACGGUAUUCUUAUUGCACUACAAUAAGAACUGCUAAAUGCAUCAAAUAUUGUACAUGGCACUUAUGUAAAUAUAUGCACAGACAGUAUGCAGAAUAUACGCAACUUGUAGAAUUAAUUUUUUAACAUACCUAAAUGAUAUAGGGAUGUGCAAAAAUCUUGAAAAUACUGGUCGAGUUGUUUAGACAUCCAAGAAAUUGUAAGUUUUAGGGUUUUCCAAUACAUUUGGGAUCUCAAAACUCUAGAGUUCUCGAACACUUUCGGGUUCUCCAAACUUAAAAGUUUUCGAAAGUUUCGGGAACACUUUACAUUGCAAGGUAUCGAAAAGCUACAAACAUGUAGGCUUUUUCACAAUCAGUGCCGUUGUUGCGAAUGUAAAAUAAUUAUUUUACUGGUUAUACAUGAUUCCAGUGGUAAUUUUUUUUCGCGGAAAAUUAUUGUGAAAUAACCUAAUAAAAGUCGAGUUUUUGACUGUUUGUGACAUUUUGAUGCCAAAUGUUGCUUUUCAAACCUUAUAAUAUAAUACGUUUUUUGGAUAAUUCCCAAAUCGUUUAGCAAACACUGUUGUCGACUAUUUAAGUUUUUAUUAUCAUGCAAUUCUAUAAAAUUGUUAUAUAAAUAUUAUAUGCACUAUAAGUAUUAUCCGAAUAAGUGUUACAAUUGUUUAAUUUCAAAGUGAAAUAUACUGAAACCGUGCUUAUAUCCGCCGAACGAGAACGUAAACAUUCACUUAUGUCUUCCUGGGAGGAGAGCUCACCAAUGUUCCUCAGUGGAGGGGAAAUUGCCGCGCUGAGCGCUGAUUCGCUUUUUGGCACGUGAUACUGCGAGGUGGUGGAUGCCAAUUCGAUAUAAAUGAAAGCUAUGGCAAGGAUAUAAGCACGAGAGGAUAUAAGUGAGAGUGGAUAUAAGCGCGGUUCCAGUGUAUUACCAUUUUUAAACAAAUUGUAACACGAAUGAUGGAUUUUGGUGACGAACAUAUGAAUGUUUCAUAUACAAAUAUAAAUUACAUCAUAUACCUGUAUAUGUAUAGGUAUAUAAUGCCAUAAGGACAACCGCAGGAUUUCGGCG